Molecule: messenger RNA, 2776 nt
Organism: Calliphora vicina (urban bluebottle blowfly)
Lineage: Eukaryota; Metazoa; Arthropoda; Insecta; Diptera; Calliphoridae
Gene: ChLD3
Product: Chitin and LDLR binding deacetylase 3
Exons: 5
Coding region: 246-2048 (600 amino acids)
Biological process (GO): carbohydrate metabolic process
Cellular component (GO): extracellular region
Molecular function (GO): protein binding; chitin binding
Source: RefSeq, a predicted model, not a curated record
CUUAAGAAGAAACCAAAAAAUCAGUGAAAACGAAAUAAUAGAAAGUAGUGUCUGAAAAGUGUAACAGUUUUAUUUUUUAUUUUUCAAAUUUUAGUUUUUCCUAAUAAGUGUUUGUGGUCUUGUUUGUGCAACAAAAAAAAAAUAAAUAAGUAACCAAACACAGCUACUUAAUAAAGCUUUAAUCUGAAUUUAUUACAAGCAAAUAUUUGAAAAAGGAAAACAUUGUUUUGUGAUAAAACAAAAAAAUGUAUAAUGAUUGCAAAAUGGAAAAUGCGGCAAGUCGGGCUUUUACAGUCAAGGUCGGUCAUGAUUAUCGCCAAAUGCGUGAUGUAAAAGACAUUUGUUAUCGUUGUCUUUUUUCCGGUCGCCGUAAAAAGUCAACGAAUAGAGCAGGCGCACCACACUCCCAAACAUCAAUAACAACAAUAACAUCUCCAACACGUUCACAAAAACAACAAAGCGGUUUGUUGAGUUCAAUUUAUAUUGAGCUGUUACUUCUUUCAUUAAUGAUCACCACUGCCAUGGGAAUUGGUGGUCAAAAUCACACACAAAGAAGUUUAUCGAAUAGCAUCGAGUGUCUGGAAGAUUUGCGCUUCUAUAGAGAUCCUAAUAGAGCAAUUCACAAGAUAUGGACCAGUUCUGAAUGUUCGAAAUACUAUUUGUGUUUGGAGGGAGAAGUAUUCAAUUUUAAAUGCUCCGAGGGACUACUCUUCGAUGUGGUACGACAAAUAUGCGAUUUUAAACAAAAUGUGGAUAACUGCGAUAUAACGGCUGAGACGCCAGUGCCUAAACCACUUUUAGAUGAGGCCGUGUGUGAAGAAGAGAAUCAUUGGGGCUGUGCGGAUGGAACUUGUUUGCCCAAUGAAUACUUUUGUGAUGGUUCGGUCGACUGUCCCGAUGAAUCGGAUGAGGGAUGGUGUGAUGCUGACAAUGAUCCAAAUGCAGCUGCUUCAUGUGAUCCGCGUCAAUGUAAAUUACCUGACUGCUAUUGUUCUAAGGAUGGCACGCAAAUACCGGCACGUUUGGAACCGCAGUCUGUGCCACAAAUGAUUUUGUUGAGUUUUGAUGAUGCAAUUAACUUUGAAAAUUGGGAAUUGUUUUCUCAAGUCCUAUUUAAAGGCCACCGACGUAAUCCCAACGGCUGUCCCAUAAAGGCCACUUUCUUUGUUUCUCAUCCCUUUACAAAUUAUCAGUAUGUGCAAAAGUUAUGGAACGAUGGCCAUGAAAUGGCGGUACAUUCAGUAACACAUCGCGGUCCUGAGAUGUGGUGGUCUCAUAAUGCUACCAUUGAAGAUUGGUUUGAUGAAAUGGUGGGUCAGGCCAAUAUUUUAAAUCGCUUCGCCAGUGUGCGCAUGGAAGAAAUAAGAGGCAUGCGUGUGCCAUUCUUACGUGUGGGCUGGAAUCGUCAAUUUUUAAUGAUGAAGGAAUUUGGAUUUGUCUAUGAUGCCUCUAUGGUUGCACCAUUUUCUAAUCCUCCCUCAUGGCCCUACACGCUGGACUAUAAAAUGCCUCACGCUUGCACGGGCAGCCAACAAAAUUGUCCAUCGCGUAGUUACCCCGGUAUAUGGGAAAUGGUCAUUAAUCAAUUAGAGGCUGGCGACUUUACCUGUACAAUGAUCGACAGCUGUCCACCUCAUUUAACUGGCGAUGAUAUCUAUCGCAUGUUGACGCAUAACUUUAAACGUCAUUAUCUUUCGAAUCGUGCUCCAUUGGGUCUUUAUUUCCAUGCAACUUGGUUUAAAAAAGCUGAUUAUCUUAAUGCAUUUUUGAAAUUUGUGGAUGAUUUACAAAAACUACCCGAUGUUUAUUUUGUUACAAAUCAGCAGGCCAUACAAUGGAUGCGCCAGCCAACUUCGAAUAGUGACAUACAUCAAUUUAGUGCCUGGGGUUGUAGACCAAAGCAAUUGGAAAAACAUGAAAUGGUCUGUACCUUAUCGAAUACAUGUAAACUGAGAAGUCGAGUGCUACAACAGGAUCGUUAUUUCUACACCUGCAAAGAGUGUCCGGCCCAAUAUCCAUGGAUUCGCAAUGAAUUUGGUUUAGAUUAAACAAAACAUAUAUUAAAAUACAUACAUUUUUGUUAUAUUCAUUUAAAUAAUCAUACUCAUAUAUUUUACAUUUCAUUAGUAAUUUAUAAAGUACGUAUUUUAAGUUGUCGUAUUUAGAAAAUUUUACAUGCUACUUUUUUAUUAUCAAAAUAAUUAAAUUAUUUAUUAACAUUUUUUAUUAAUUUUAAGUAAAAUAUUUAAACAAAAAAUUACAGAAUUUUUUAAUCUUAAUAAAAGAAAAUACGCCACUAUUGCGUUAUAAAGGGAUUUGGUAUAGCCUCAACACCAUCCUGUGGACAUAUCAGCACUAAAGCUGUACCUCGACACACCACCAGACCCAAAUUUCGUGUAUCCUCUGAGGGUUUGAAUGGUUCAUCAGGAUCUCGCAAAUACUCAAUAGUAUUGUCCAAUACUAAGUUGAGCAAUGCAUCAUAGCCUUUAAGUAUACCCGAAGCUUCGCGACCACCGGCAAAUUUAACGCGUAUUUGUUUUUCCAAAUAUUUGGACAAGUCCAAAAUAGAUUCUUUGCGACGUUUCUCUUUGCCAUCAUUGUUGCCGCCGCCACCCUUUAUGUAUAGUAAAAAUAAUCUAUUUAGUUUGAAUUGGCUGUAUGCAUUAUAUUACACAUACCUUUUGUUUAUUUUCGGACAUUUUGUAAAAAGUCUUAUUUAUGAAUUGUACUCGUUUUUUGAAAUAAAAUAGAUUUUUUGUUUGCUAAUAUUCUAAAA